This is a messenger RNA of Iphiclides podalirius (scarce swallowtail), 357 nucleotides long. The record is from the annotation of a GenBank genome assembly. NCBI's taxonomy places the organism in Eukaryota, Metazoa, Arthropoda, Insecta, Lepidoptera, Papilionidae.
AAAACGUAGCUGUGGCAAAGUUGACAACCGGGGGGGGCCUGGGAGAUAGGGGUGGUGUCCGUAUACCUAGAGGGAGAGAACCGCUCCUGAACCAGAUGACAACGGCAGUGGAAGGGUUACGCGUGGGCGAUGUGGUACUCGGCGGAGAUAUGAACGCUUGGAACACUUGGUGGGGCAGUCGGGAGUCGAACCGCAGGGGGAUCGAGUUAGCUGCCGCACUCGACGUGAUGGAGCUACACAUCUUGAACAGGGGUUCGAGCCAACUUUCGAUACCUACAGAGGAGGUGUUCGCUACUCAAGUAGCGUUGACGUCACUACCUGCUCAACUAGUCUGCUGGGGAAGGUGGCAAGCUGGAG